Messenger RNA from Entamoeba dispar SAW760, 399 nucleotides. RefSeq lists its product as uncharacterized. The record is from RefSeq and is a predicted model, not a curated record. The transcript has a single exon. Bases 1 to 399 code for a protein of 132 amino acids. NCBI's taxonomy places the organism in Eukaryota, Evosea, Mastigamoebida, Endamoebidae.
AUGUCAAAGAAUGGGAGAAUGUCAAUUUCUCGAGCGAAACGAUUAUCAAUGAUUCCAACUCUAUCUCUAAAAAAGACAGAGAUAAGUAAUGACCCAAAAAAAUUUGCUCAUUUAUCAUUCAGUGAAGAAUUUCAUAAGAAUGUCCACGAGGAAAAAAUAACAGUUGAAAUUGAUUUAUACUUUGGUGAAAAAAUUAAUCACGAAUCUUCGACAGGUGAAACCAUUAGUAAUCUAAUCAAGUUUUGUGAAGCAAAAUUUGAUUUACCAAAAGACGAAAUGGUUAUGACCUACAAAGAAAAUUUUUUAUUACCUUGUUUAUCAUUGGCUGACAUUCCUGAUCUCCUCAACGACAAACACCCAGUAAUCAUAGCAAUGAAGGAUCCCCAUUGUAAAAAUUGA